Messenger RNA from Malurus melanocephalus (red-backed fairy wren), 2353 nucleotides. Its product is annotated as G protein-activated inward rectifier potassium channel 1-like. Gene Ontology annotation, molecular function: G-protein activated inward rectifier potassium channel activity. NCBI's taxonomy places the organism in Eukaryota, Metazoa, Chordata, Aves, Passeriformes, Maluridae. Gene Ontology annotation, cellular component: plasma membrane. Gene Ontology annotation, biological process: regulation of monoatomic ion transmembrane transport; potassium ion import across plasma membrane. The transcript has 3 exons. The record is from RefSeq and is a predicted model, not a curated record. The coding region runs from base 1 to 867 and encodes 288 amino acids.
AUGCGUCCUCAGAAUCGAGAUACGCACGCCUCCCUCCUUCCCUCAAGCUGCCGGGGCCGGUCCAGACAUACACCGGAGGGAGAAUUCCUGCCACURGACCAGUGUGAGCUGGAUGUUGGAUUUGGAACUGGAGCUGACCAGCUGUUUCUAGUUUCUCCUUUAACCAUCUGCCACGAAAUUAACUCAGAGAGCCCCUUUUUCAGCCUCUCACAAAGAUCACUACAAAGCGAGCAAUUUGAAAUAGUUGUCAUCCUUGAAGGAAUCGUUGAGACUACUGGAAUGACAUGCCAAGCCAGGACCUCGUACACAGAAGAUGAAGUCCUUUGGGGUCACAGGUUCCUCCCAGUGAUGUCUCUGGAAGAUGGCUUUUUCCGGGUCGAUUAUUCUCAGUUUCAUGCUACAUUUGAAGUCCCCACUCCUCCUUACAGUGUUAAAGAGCAAGAAGAAAACCUGUCCCUGUCAUCUCUUAGUCCUUUUGACAAGAAAACCAGAAGAGAACAGGUUUGUCCACUUGACUGUGUUGAUAUCACAGGAGAGAAGAAUAAGCUGCCUUUAAAACUUCAGAAGAUUAGCUCAGGAAGAGAAGGCCUUCCACAGAGAGCCCUGGGAAUGAGUUCCAGUAACACAGGGAAGACUUUCAGUACUGGAGAUCUCUUGAAAAUUCAAGAAAUAGGUCCCACYUCUGAUGGUGAAGACAGUGAUAACAGGAUACAAAUGAAAGCCUUAAAAAGAAAUGCCAAGGAUUUGACUCAAUCUGCCAACGAUCUCGAGUUACAGAAGGAUUUUCCAAGUAUGGGCACUCUAGAGGUGAAAUUAGAAGAUAAUUUCCCUGCCAAACUUURAAAAAUUAACUCUGAUUGCUUCUAAGAGCUGAAGAAACAGGCAGUGUUGCUGAUAAACUGCGUUUGAGACUGCUGCCCUGAAAGAGCUGUUUCACAGUAAAGUCAUCACUUGGUUUUGCUACUUUCAGCAAGAAGGAUCCUUUUUGUAUAAUUGUUCUGUACAGAUCCAAUUUGGGUAGCAUAAUAGGACUUGGAGGGGCAAUAAGAUUACCCUGUCAUGCCAAAGAGAUUCCUGCCCUAAUGAUCUCCAUCAGCAUGCUCAUUCCAUGUAUGCAGAUGCUUUUUCACGAUGCAAGGAUCAGAUCUUUAGUCACAGAAUGAAGUUCAAAAACGAAACCAAAAAGUGUGUAACACCAGCUGAARCCUGGUUUUGUGCAGCUCAGAUCUUGGACUGUUCCUGAUUUAYAGAACAGCAGAAUACAAGAGGAAUAAGUGACACUGCCCAGUUGUAGCCCAGCUCUGUCCCAGUGACCCCUUUGGAAGGUGGCCUUCCUGAUGGCAUGCAUCCUUCCUUCCCAGGAAUUGUGACUCCCUCUGUGCUCCCAGUGUCUCAUUCAUGAUCUUUCAUCUGAAGGAAGCAGUUUCCAAUAACCAUUUGGGUUUAUUUGACUCACAUGAGUUCUCAAACAUGAGGAUCAUUUAUCCUGUCCAGAAUUGGACCUCAGCAUUUGAUUUGGUGGAUCACAUGUUGAAUUUUAAUGACCAUAUCACCACUCACUGUGAAGGAAACUUGAGACCGGUAGCUCAACUUAAUGGAAUAUUUUAUACUGCAACUAAAUGAAAUUUUAGUUUGGAGACACUGUAAGUAAAUAAAAGCAAAGUGCURAAUAGUGCUUUGUCAUUACACAUCUCAGUUUUACUAAUGAAUGGUAGURUGUUUGGUGUUGCUAAUUUUAAUUUUGUUAUAUUUGCCUUCUCUAUUUACAUAUGAUUCUCAGUAAUUUUGUAGAUCUGAUAUUUAUUGCUAUUCAGCUCAGUCUGUGAAAGAGGCCUUUCCUUCCCUGGUUGUUAGUCAGUGUAAAYACACCUUGCUGUUUUAUAGGCACUAUUCAGUAGCUCAGCGUAUCAGGUGUUUAUCACCAAAGCAGCAGCAGCAGCAAAGCACUCUCCAGCAGAAGGAUCAAAUUCUGCUCUUGCUUUGUGGACAAAAUUCAGUCAAAUUUAAAAGGGGUGGCAGUGGCCAUGUUGUUUGGCAAUGCCUUCCUGGAUGGUAAAGUGAUAUAUCCAAGCCAGGAAUAACUUGGCUUGCAGAAAUCACUGUUUCUUUCUUUUCAUCUGUCUACAGUGUGAAACUGGAAAAUGGUAUUUUAUGCAGGGAUAAGAUUUGCUGCUUGUUGUUGUUUAUUUGUUCUCAACAUGGAUUUCAACAAUAUGUAUGUGCUAAAAUCUGUAUUUUCAUUUAUUAACUGUAUUUGUAUGGAAUAUUUAGAUGACAGCAUGAAGUCUUAAAUCAUGAUGAUGACUCUCCCUACUCUUCAGAACAGCCAAAAUUAGUAUAAAAUAAAAUYACA